AUGGGGUCAGACAGAAAUGGUAGUGAAUCUGAGAGAAAUCGGAAGGUGUUGCUUGGGAUAGGGUUCUGGGUGCAGGGGUUGAGGUGCUUCCCAUGGAUGGGUGUCAACUUUUUCCUCAAGGAUGGGAUGAGAGUGGACCCCUCCACUCUCCAGAUCCUGCAGAACUCUGCCAAUCUGCCCAUGGUUGCUAAGCCUUUUUACGGUAUCCUCUCUGAUUCCUUCUACAUCUUUGGCCAACACCGUGUCCCUUACAUCGCCCUAGGAGCAUUUUUACAAGCAGUGUCAUGGAUAACUAUUGCGCUUUUCGCCAAAUCAGGCAUCUCAUUUCUAUCAAUCACUAUUUAUCUGCUGCUAGGGAAUCUGGGUGCUUCAAUAGUUGAAGUUGCCAAUGAUGCCAUUGUUGCUGAGACUGGAAAACAACCUACCUCAUCCAAGAACUCGAAACCAUCUUCCUCGGGUGAACUUCAGUCAUUUGUUUGGAUGGCCUCGUCCAUUGGUGGAGUUCUGGGAAAUCUUAUUGGUGGAAUUACUAUUGAUAAAUUCUCAACGCAGAUGAUGUUCCUCAUGUUUGGCAUUCUUCUUUCCUUUCAGUUCAUAAUAACACUUUUCAUUUGCGAAAGCUCUUUAGACCUUCCCAAAAGUCCAUCCUUAGUAGGUUUUAGAAAGCAAUUAUCUGAGCUCUUGGUUGCUUUACAGAAGCCAGAGAUCUGUUACUCUAUAAUCUGGUUGGCUCUAUCAUAUGCUGUAAUCCCGGCCCUGACUGGAACCAUGUUUUACUACCAAACCCAACAUUUGAUGAUUGAAUCGUCACUACUGGGGAUAUCGAAGGUGUUCGGGCAAGCAGCUAUGCUGCUCUGGGGAAUUGUAUAUAAUUGUUACCUCAAAUCGAUUCCACCAAGAAAACUAAUCGCAGCCAUUCAAGUCUUUAUGGCUAUUUUCGUGAUGUCAGAUGUUUUGUUUGUGAAUGGGGUGUACCAGAGUAUAGGCAUUCCCGACACACUAUAUGUCAUGGUUUUCUCAGGAUUGCUAGAGGUUUUAUGCUUCUUCAAGAUUCUACCUUUCAAUGUUUUGAUGGCACAGCUUUGCCCACCCGGGUGUGAGGGUUCGGUCAUGGCCUUCGUAAUGUCUGCUACUGCUCUUGCGUUUAUAGUGAGUGGUUACUUAGGAGUGGCUCUUGCAUCUUAUGUUGGAGUGACUGGAGAAGACUUCUCUGGCUUGCCAUGCGGCCUUUUGAUACAGGCCGUGUGCACACUGUUACCCCUCUUCUGGUCAUCAUGCAUCCCAGACGUAAAAUCCGAAGGCAAGAAGAAGGAAAACUAA
Messenger RNA from Fraxinus pennsylvanica, 1320 nucleotides. Lineage: Eukaryota; Viridiplantae; Streptophyta; Magnoliopsida; Lamiales; Oleaceae. The record is from the annotation of a GenBank genome assembly.